GGCAUAAUUUGGUGGAGUCGUUUAGACCGGUCGCUUCAACAUGUCCGAGCAAUCCGAGUCCAGCGGCCUCAGCGAUGAUGCAGCCUUCAAUCAUUGUUCCGACCCCGAUCCCAGUACGAAGGAUUUUCUGUUGCAACAGACAAUGUUAAGAAUAAAAGAUCCUAAAAAGUCACUGGAUUUUUAUACUAGAGUUCUUGGAAUGACCCUAAUCCAGAAGUGUGACUUCCCUGCUAUGAAAUUCUCCCUCUACUUCCUGGCUUAUGAAGAUAAAAAUGAUAUUCCAAAAGAUAUGAAGGAGAAAACGGCAUGGGCCUUUUCUAGGAAGGCUACUCUAGAGCUGACACAUAACUGGGGCACAGAAAAUGAUGAGAAUCAAACUUACCACAGUGGCAAUUCAGACCCCAGAGGAUUUGGUCACAUUGGAAUUGCUGUUCCUGAUGUAAAUGCAGCUUGCAAAAGAUUUGAGGAACUGGGAGUGAAAUUUGUUAAAAAACCAGAUGAUGGUAAAAUGAAAGGGCUGGCUUUUAUCCAGGAUCCUGAUGGCUACUGGAUUGAAAUUCUGAAUCCUAAUAGCAUGGUGACCCUGAUCUCUGUUUGAACUACUGCACCGUUACCUUUCAUCAAGAGGCUGAAAAUGCUUAACAGUCUCCUCCUGUUUGUAAGGUGUAUAUUUGAUUUAAGGGAAGAAAGUUUAUAUAGUCCCAAAAGCCCAUGUAGUAUACUCCAGUAGUCUCAUAUUAUAAUUCUCCUCCUGCUCCAUGUGUUUUUCAAAUUGGCCUAUUGCCCUAAAGAGGUUUUAGCAUAAAUAUUUGGAGGAAAUGGCCACAUUCAUACUGUUCUCCAAACUCGGGUUCUUACAUGCUUCCCCUCCUCUUUCUUCUUGCUUUGUGAGCAAGAAUAAAAUUGUCCAAAUAAAAUGUUAGUUUUGGGUAGGAAACAUUGCUGCAUUUGCAUUAUUUGCUAACAAAAGACAGGAAUGGCUAAUUACAUCUUUAACUGUAUGAAGAUGGCAAAUACUAAAAGAUCAUGAGCUGGAAGAGAAUACUGAAGUAUUUCUCCUUUUUCUUCUGAUUGCAAAUUGCUUUUAACCAUUGUGGAAAUUUAUUUGGGCUCUCUAUUUGGCAAUAAUCGGAAGAAUUUCAGGGCAUCUUGUAAAAUAAAUCUAUCUUGACCACUUCAUGCGGAUAAAAGAAGCUUACAGUGCAAUCCUAUAUAUGUCUACUCAGAAGUAAGUCCAUUGAUUUCUAGGGGGUCUACUCCCAGGUAAGGUAGGAUUGUACCCUUAUUCUGCAUUGCUGCUGAGCCCAACUGGUAGUGACAUUAAAAACACACUAUUCUAGAACAGGUACUCCACAUGCCUAUCACCCAAGUACACAAGAUAGUAUUUUCCUAUCAAGGAAAUAGCAAUGUAUGAUUAAAGAUGAGCAGGCAACGCCAUGCUCCCCAUGUGUUUCCUCAUUGACAUGAAUGCUAAUAACAGGUGCCCAGAAGAGUGGGAUGCCAACUCAUUUCUUUCCAGCUGGACACUUUUUUAAAAAACCAACCCCACACACUUUGACCACUACUAGUAAGUGCACUCAUACCAGCUGUUAAGACACUAGGUGAUACACAUUGACACUUUAAUUUU
Messenger RNA from Elgaria multicarinata webbii, 1627 nucleotides. It is a transcript of the gene GLO1, whose product is annotated as glyoxalase I. The record is from RefSeq and is a predicted model, not a curated record. Gene Ontology annotation, molecular function: lactoylglutathione lyase activity; metal ion binding. The transcript has 6 exons. The coding region runs from base 41 to 598 and encodes 185 amino acids. NCBI's taxonomy places the organism in Eukaryota, Metazoa, Chordata, Lepidosauria, Squamata, Anguidae.